Molecule: messenger RNA, 6155 nt
Organism: Ahaetulla prasina
Lineage: Eukaryota; Metazoa; Chordata; Lepidosauria; Squamata; Colubridae
Gene: GRID2IP
Product: Grid2 interacting protein
Exons: 22
Coding region: 1-3729 (1242 amino acids)
Molecular function (GO): protein binding
Source: RefSeq, a predicted model, not a curated record
AUGCCUGCCACCAAUGCUGGAUGGCCGGAGGAGUUUGGCUUUAAGAUCCAUGGAAAUGGUCCCUGCUACAUCAUGGCUGUGGAGGAAGGCAGCAGUGCCCAGGUGGCUGGCCUCCAACCCGGAGAUCAGAUUUUGGAGGUCGAGGGGCAGCCUGUUUCCUCCAUGAAUGCUGAAGCCCUGGCGAUCCUGGCCAGGCAGUGUGAGAACGUGCCCCCAAGCAUUGGCGUGGUCUCCCGCCUCCAGCAGGUGGACCUCCCCCCGGGGCCGCAGGGACACUUUGGCUUCACCUUGACCUGCCACAAAGGCGACCCCGUGCAGGUGGAAAGCGUGGCUCAGGACUCGCCGGCUGCCAAAGCAGGCAUCAAAGUGGGCGACUACAUCCUGGAAGUUGAUGGCAUUUAUGUCCAGCGAUACGAAGACGCAGCUGCCGCGAUGAGAUCCUGCCAGGAUAAAGGUCUCAGGCUGGGACUGCUGAGGCUGGGGCGGCUGCGGCGGUGGGCUAGCAGCAGCGUGGAAGAAUUUAUCCGGAGCGCAGACGCCGUGCAUCAGGAAAGGAGGCAGAAAGCUCGGGAGUUCAGCAAGAAGGUGCAGGAGAUCCUGGGUGACCAACCCGAAGUGAGAGAGAAGAUGUUCACCUCCCUCAAGCAGUUUGCUGCUGAGCGGAAGGUGGACUACUUGGCUCAUGCCCUCUCCUUCAUCCUGAUUGAGGAUUCCCACCGGCUGCUCCUGGACCACAUCAGGAUCUUCAUCCCCAGGAAACACCGGCAGCGCUUUGACGAGGUGGUGUCCCAGAGUCUCAUCAGCAAGCUGUGCCGAGCCAAGAGGGAACAGCCGGCCAACCGCCUGAGACGGAGCCGCAGUGAAGACCACCAUGAGCGCCUGCUGGUCUCCACCCGGGCCAGCUCGGUGCCCCGGAGCCAGGAGGAGAAUUGCCUGAGCUUGAGGAAAUCCACCACCCUAAUUGGCAGCAAUGUGGGGGCAGGGGCAGCUUGCAGAACCGUCCGCGUCUACAAGGGCAGUAGAAGUUUCGGGUUCACGUUACGUGGCCAUGCCCCUGUGUGGAUCGAGUCCAUCUUGCCUGGGAGUCCAGCUGAGAAAGCUUCCCUGAAGGCCGGAGACAGAAUCUUGUUCCUGAAUGGCUUGGAUAUGAGGAACUGUUCCCAUGAGAAGGUGGUGUCCAUGCUCCAAGGCAGUGGGGCAAUGCCCACCCUUGUGGUUGAAGAAGGCAUCGUUAGCUUUUCCAAUGGCGAAUCCUCUGAAGCACCCAGCUCCUCCUCAGCCCUCACCUCUUUGCAGUGGGUCGCUGAGAUCCUGCCCUCCAGCAUAAAGGUCCAGGGAAGGACCUUCCACCAGCAGCUGGAACAUCUGCUCACACCAGCAGAACGCUACACAGUCUGCAAAGCACUGGAGAGCUUCUUCCAGCACAGGAACAUUGAUACUUUGAUUGUGGAUGUCUACCCUGUCCUGGACACCCCCUCAAGGCAGGUGAUCUGGCAGUUCAUCUACCAGCUGCUAACCUACGAAGAGCAGGCCCACUGCCAGCAGAAGAUCGCCAGGUUCCUUGGCUACAAGUCCUUGGCAAGUGGGCCAUCCGAUGCUGCUGUAGCUGAACCCGAAGUAGACGAGCAGCCACGGAGUUCCCUACGGACUGGCCCAGGGAGUCGGAAGUAUCUGCGUAGCCAUAGCCCCAAGGACAUUGAAGCCCGGGGUUCUGCUGAAGCCGCUGAGAUGCCCAGCCGUUUAGCUCCCGGAGAACGCCAAGCAGGUGAUGGGACGUCUCUUCCAGAGACCCCCAACCCCCAAAUGAUGUCGGCAGUCUAUGCCGAGCUGGAAACCCGCCUGACUGCUGGUUUUGGAGGGAAGUUGGGCCGCCUGCCUGUGUGCCGGACAUCAUCCCUGGCUUCAGAGCCUGCAGGUACCCGAAAAUCAGGAUUGACUAUUUCCUGGCAGAAUGAUCCCGCCCUGCAGCCUUGCUAUUACCGCUCGCCUGGUGGCCUCCCUUCCCCCUGCAGCACAGACUCGAACCCCUACGUUAGCCUGGACAGCAGCCCGGCCUUGUCGCCGAAGCUGAGCCCCCUGUCUCGCCGGAGGAAGCUCUUCACCUUCUCACGGCCGCCACGCAGCCGGGAUACGGACCGCUUCCUGGAUGCUCUGAGCGAGCAGCUGGGCCAUCGCAUCACCCUGGUGGAUGACUUCCUGGUGCCUGAGAACGAUUACGAGGAGAUGAGUUUCCACGAUGACCAGGGCAGCUACAUGGCCAAUGACCGCAGCAGUGCCAGCGACGGCUUGAGCAGCAGCGAAGGGAGCUCCCUGACCUACUCCAUCUUGUCAGACCAUCUCCCCCCACCUCCAAUCAGCCCACCCCCAAGACCUCCGCAGUUCCGUGACCCCCAGGAAGAGCCCAGGGCCAUGGAGGCAUCCCAGAGCGGUCCCUCCGGCCCCCAUCCCACAGCUCAGCUCACCCUACCGCCUCCCCCUCCUCCCCCUCCCCUCCCUCCCCCAAUGCCCUGUGUGCCCCCUCCAAUGCUACAAGGAAGUGUUCACCGCAGGAGUGAGUCCAGCUCCAACCACAUGAGUGUUAAGCGGCUGCGCUGGGAGCAGGUGGAGAACUCGGAAGGCACCAUCUGGGGUCAGCUCGGGGAGGAUUCGGACUAUGACAAGCUAAGCGACAUGGUCAAGUACCUGGACCUCGAGCUGCAUUUUGGAACCCAGAAACCAGCGAAGCCGAGCCCCUUGCCGGAGCCACUUAAAAAAAAGCACCUGGUUGAGAUUCUGUCCCACAAAAAGGCCUACAACACAGCCAUCUUGAUUGCGCACCUCAAGCUCUCGCACAUCGAGCUGCGCCGGAUCCUCCUGAGCAUGGAGAGCGACCGCCUGGAGGCCUCCCACAUCAAGCAGCUGCUGCUCUUCGCGCCUGACGCCAAGGAGGUGCAGCAUUUCCACAGCUACCAGGGAGACCCCAGCAAGCUGAGCGAGCCGGACCAGUUUGUCCUGCAGAUGCUUUUGGUGCCUGAAUAUAAAACCCGCCUGUGCAGCCUUCACUUCAAGGCAACCCUGCAGGAGAAGGUGGAGGAGAUUACGGCCAGCUAUGAGUGCAUCUACAGUGCUUCCCUGGAACUGAAGAAUAGCAAGAAACUGGCCAAAAUCUUGGAGUUUGUGCUGGCCAUGGGCAACUACCUAAACCAUGGGCAACCCCAAGCCAACAAAACAACCAGCUUUAAAAUCAACUUCCUCACAGAGCUGAACACAACGAAAACCGUCGAUGGGAAAUCCACGUUUCUGCAUAUUCUUGCCAAAUCGCUUAGCCAACAUUUCCCAGAGCUCCUGGGCUUUGCCAGGGAUUUGCCCACAGUGCCACAUGCUGCCAAAGUGAAUCAGAGAACAUUAACAUCUGACCUCAGCGACCUUCAUCGCACUGUCCACGAGAUUGAAAUCGCCUGCCAGAAUAUGGUGCCUUCAUCACCUGAGGACAGAUUUGUGCCUGUGAUGGAUGCCUUCCUGGAGAGUGCCGAUCCCGCCAUCCAGUCCCUGGAUGUUCUCCAGCAUAAAGCCAUGGAAGAAUUCAGAAAAGUUUUAUCCUUCUUUGGGGAAGACUCCAAAGUCACCACCUCUGAGGAUUUUUUUGGCAUUUUUGCCGAGUUCAUGAGCAAAUUUGAGCGGGCCUUCAACGAUGUGCAGGCCAACGAGCCCUUGUGCAGCCCGAAGAUGAUCCCCCCUCUUGCCUGGUGACCGGAGGGUUGAAGAAAGACUGCAGCAUGGUGCUUUCUUGCCCACAGUUUGGCUGCUUCGAGACCAGUCUGGUGGUCAAUGCAAAGCAAGUUUCUUCUCAGCGUGGAAGCAGCGUGGCUGGAGACCAGCAGGGGACGUGUCUCUGCCCAUUCCGAUGGAAACUGCCUUCAAAAUGAAAAAAAGAGGGGGGCUAGCUGCAGAUUUCCACACACUUCUCCGCACCAGAGACAUAUUUUCCCCCCCACAGAGAUAUUCUGUGGUUGCUAAACUUGAGUGCUAGAAUCCAAGGUGUAAGGAGGCAUGGACCAAGCUGCCCCGGCUUCCCUCUUACUUUUCAUGGCCUUUCUAGGAACUCCUUUAAUUCAGGGAGCUGUCACCAAGCCUGCAGAUGGUCUUUGGGAACGGUCAACUUGUUCUGGGGCUGCCUAGCGCCCCAAAGGAAAAAUGGCAUGACAAGAUCCCUUCGCUCCAAAAGGCACCGAUUUGCUCCCUUCUCCUGCCUCCUGGUCUUCAGGCGCCCAUGCCGGUGGUUGCAAACGUAGCCAGUGAGUCUUUCAUUCCAGUCAGUUCUCUUGGGAAAAUAGAUCCCUAAAGCAGGGGUGAAAUGCUCCUGGUUUGGACCGGAUCACCCAAUCCGGUAGCGAUGGCAGCGGGUAGUUCGGAGAACUGGUAGCAAAAAUCCCUGCCCCCCCUUCCCCCCUCCCCGCAUGCCCAGCUGAGCUGCAUGAUCAUCAGAGGGUUUUUUUUCACUUUUAAAAGCAUUUUUUCUUUGGCCGAAAGGCUCUGAUGAUCGCGCGGCUCAGCUGGGAUUGUGAGAACCCUUUCAAAGCAUUUUUCUACAAGCUCUUCAGUCGAAGAGGCUGUAAAAAAAUGCUUUGAAAGGGUUCCGGCGAUCAGGCAACUCUGAGGACCCAGAUUGUUGGGUGGGCAAUAAGUUGACUUUGUAAAUAUACAAAUAGAAUGAGACUAUUGCCUUAUACACUGUAAGCCGCCCUGAGUCUUCGGAGAAGGGCGGGAUAUAAAUGUAAAUUUAAAAAAAAAAAAACCUCACUCAGUCAGAAUCCUUUCAAAGCAUUUUUUCUACAAGCUCUUCGGCUUUUUACUUUUUACUUUUAAAAGUAAAAAAAAAAAAAGUUGUCCACGCCCACCCAGUCACAUUAGUCCCCCACCAAGCCACGCCCAUUGAACCGGUAGUAAAAAAAUUUACAUUCACGCCUGCCCUAAUUUUUUUACUACCAGUUAUGUGGGUGUGACUUGGUGGGCGUGGCAUGGCUUGGUGGGCGUGGCUUGAUGGGCGUGACAGGGGAAGGAUACUGCAAACUCCUCAUUCCCUCCCCACUCCAGGGGAAGGUUACUGCAAAAUCCACAUUUCCUCCCGAUCAGCUGGGAUUCGGGAGGCAGAGAAUAGAUGGGGGUGAGGCCAGCCAGAAUUUUUAUUACCUGUUCUCCGAACUGAUCAAAAUUUCCACUACCGGUUCUCCAGAACCUGCUGAAACCCACCUCUGAAGUGCCCUCACCCUACCCAGCAUCUGGUGCAUGUUCUAUACCAGGUUCUGCUCUGCUGUCUCUUGGUCAAAUGUCUGAGGGCAGAAUAGCUUAUAUUUAUGUUUUGGUUACUUGAUUUGUUGGGUUGUCGACUCAGAAUUCCUUGGGUUCAAGGCAGCUCAUGUGAGGAACGCCACUCCUUUGAAGCCCGAGCAGGGACCCUGUUGUGGCCGCAGGGUGCCUAGGCAGAAGCAGGCAUCACUAGAGACCUUCAUUGGUCCGAUUAAAGGCCACAUCAGACGGCCCUACAAUGGCCUGGUAAGGCCCCACCCCACACUCCCCUAAUGGCACCCUCAGCCACCCUCAGCCCCCAAAAGCCAGUAAACAACAAACGAAGUCCCAAGAGAGGGUGGGAGCUCACAGGGCAAGGUCCGGACUCCAGGCGCAAAGGCCAAAGACAAGUCCACAAGGCAAGAGCAUGACUCAAAGCCAGGGGGUGGGGGAGCGUCAUCGAAAACAAUGGUUCCUGGCAAAGACUAACUCCCCAUGGCUUCUCCUUAAGUCAGGGGUCCCCAACCUUAAGUCACUUCACUCCAGGUGUUCCUUGUGAGGAGGGAGGGACAACCUUCUCCCGAGUAGCCUGGCAGCUCUUCUCUGGGCUUGCCUACGCUCCCCUCUCCGGGCUCUUGGAUCAAAUGAUGGAGGCAGCUGCUCCUCAUCAGAGGGUAUCUGCUGCCUCUCAGCACCACUGCCUGUCUGCAGCCCAUCCUCCCCUGUGUCUGAAGGCAGGCAGCUCUCUGUCUGGUCGACCACCUCCCCCAAUGCCUGAGGGGCCUGGGAUAGCAUCAUCCUCAGGUCCUGGCCUCUCCGAGUGUGCCAAGGAGAUGUGCCAUCCCUGUCGGACGGUCCCAACUCCUCCUCCUCCUCCUUCUCCUCAGUCC